Messenger RNA from Myxocyprinus asiaticus (Chinese sucker), 3255 nucleotides. RefSeq names its product acyl-coenzyme A thioesterase 11-like. NCBI's taxonomy places the organism in Eukaryota, Metazoa, Chordata, Actinopteri, Cypriniformes, Catostomidae. The transcript has 17 exons. Gene Ontology annotation, molecular function: lipid binding; thiolester hydrolase activity. Gene Ontology annotation, cellular component: extracellular exosome. The record is from RefSeq and is a predicted model, not a curated record. Bases 678 to 2426 code for a protein of 582 amino acids.
AUAGCAUUAGGCGCUCUGCAUUAAUUAGCUCUCUAUUUGUUUGUUCUGCUGCUUUAAUGGGUUACCUGUUAUAUUAGGAAAGCUGGAGAAAGCGAAAUACGGACAAAUACAUUUAGCUGAAUCAUUUAAUUUUAGGACCUAAUUUUGGCCUGGAAAAGAUUGAAACACAAAAAAUAAAAAAGUGCACCUUAAUAAAUUAUAUUUCCGCGUUUAAUAUAGCAUACCUCAUCAGUUAUUUAGGCUAUUUGCACUCUUUGCAAUACACUGAGCGUGAUAAAUGCUUUGAAACUUUAAAUAUUUAUAAGAAUAUCAUUAACUUAUUAACAAAUUUAUUAAAACUCUGAAUAUUUUUCAUUAUCAUUAUUGUUUCUUUAUAUUAGAAUUGGAUAAUGGAUAUUUCAUAUAUGAUUAUAAAUAUGUGAUAUUCAUUGCAGUAUUACUCCAUUCUGAACUGUUUUUCUUUUUCAAACAUGCACGUGAAUCUAAGGUGUCGAUGAGAAAUAUUACAAUAGAUCCACAAGGAUUCCAUGAGCAGAGUUGAGUCUACCUUAAAAAGUUUCUGGGCGUCACUAACUUCGUAGUCCUUAUGAGAACAGUCGAGCUAACAAUUCAGACUCCAAGCAGUUUGUUUCUUCAUGCAAAUGAGAGUGGUUUAAUUUCUGCACACAGGCCUAGCCAUGGCAAGUGAGGCCAGAGAUCCUUUACUGUUGGAAGAGCCUAUACUCAUUCUGGAGAAUGGGGAGGUGUACAGGAACCCAACUGAAGUUAAGAUGAGUCAGAUAGUCCUGCCUUGCCAUGCCAACCACUGUGGAGAACUCAGCGUCGGGCAACUGCUCAAGUGGAUGGACUCCACCGCCUGCCUUGCUGCUGAGAGACAUGCUGGUUGCUCCUGUAUCACUGCAUCAGUGGAUGACAUUCACUUUGAAACCACCAUAGGGGUUGGACAGGUUGUCAAUAUUAAAGCCAAAGUCAACAGAGCCUUCACGUCCAGCAUGGAGGUUGGGAUUUUGGUAAGCUGUGAAGAUCUUUUCAGUGACAGACAGUGGAAGGUGUGCCAUGCCUUUGCCACCUUUGUGGCCCGUCGUACCGAAGCAGGAAAGGUACAGCUGAAGCAGGUGAUUCCACGUACGCAGGCCGAGCAGAUGGAGUACAGCCUCGCAGCCGAGCGCAGGAGGAUGAGACUAAUCCAUGCAGAGAUAAUUAACGAUCUCCUCAACAGCUGCUCUUCACAGACAGAGAGUGAGUGUCUGGAUUACCAGGAUGCAGUGCCUGCUGAGCGGACUCGGGUUGAAAGUGUCGAGCUGGUGCUUCCACCUCAUGCCAAUCACCAGGUCAGCACUUUUGGUGGGCAAAUCAUGGCCUGGAUGGAGAAUGUAGCCACCAUCGCCGCCAGUCGUUUGUGUAAUGCUCACCCAACUUUACGGUCUAUAGACAUGUUCCACUUUCGUGGGCCCUCCCAUAUUGGAGACAGACUGGUGUUGAAGGCCAUCGUAAACAAUGCCUUUAAGAAAAGUAUGGAGGUGGGAGUGUGUGCUGAGGCCUAUCAGGGUGGAGAGCCACUGCGACACAUCAACACCGCCUUCAUGACCUUUGAGGUACUGGACAAUGACAGGAAGCCACGCUCGUUGCCAAGGAUACGACCUGAGCCUGUGGAUGGUAAGAGGCGCUACCAAGAAGCCAUAGCCAGAAAGAAAAUUCGCCUUGACAGGAAGUAUAUCAUCUCCUGCAAGCAAAGUGAGGUUCCUCUCUCUGUUCCCUGGGACCCAAGUAACCAGAUGUACCUCAGUUACAAUAAUGUUUCAGCACUGAAGAUGUUGGCUGCCCGUACUAACUGGGUCUUAACCUCAGAGAAAAACAAGGUCCGUUUAUACACAUUGGAGGAGAACCAGAUGUUGUGCUUUAAGGUGGAGACCCAUGUGGCCAUGGCAGCAGAGCACGUGUUUCUGUUACUGUCUGAUCUGAAACGGAGGAAGGAAUGGGACCACCACUACCAAGAGUGUGAAGUGAUAGCAGAGGCACAUGAAGAUGACACCAUCUACCGAGUUGUCACUCCCUCUGUGACUAAAGGGGGCAAUGUCCAGGACUUCAUUCUCCUGGCGUCCAAGAGGCACCCUUGUGAUUGGGGUGACCCUUAUUUGAUUGCCCUGCGUUCUGUUACCCUUCCCGCAUACCCUCCCACUGAAGACUACAACAGAGGAGAGGUUCUCUGUGCUGGGUUUAGUAUCUGGGAAGAGGAAAGCGCUUUCACCAAGAUUUCUUACUACAACCAGGCGACUCCUGGAGUGCUGCCCUAUAUCUCAACUGACAUCGCUGGGCUUUCAUCCAGCUUCUACCGCACAUUUGCCUCCUGUAGCACUUUCCUCGAGGAGAAUAAAGCAAGCCUGGCUUCCCUGCCCACCUCUGCCCUAGGAGAGAACUCUGGGUAAAUGGUGUUUUGGAUGAAGUUGACAUUCUCAGCUCUUUUGAAAUCAAAACAGUUUCUUUAAGAAAGGUUAGGGUCAAGAUUUUGCUAAGAGAGACUCAACAUCAACGAGGAUACCCUUUAGUAGAACUGGGAUAGCACAGACGUUUCUGUUUAAUUUCGAUAAAAGAUUUUAAAAGAUACAAUGAAUUGUAGGUACAUAAAACUUUGUGAUGGUAUCAAUUCAGAAAAGGCCUUGUCUGUUCAGGAGUUUUUUCUCCUGCUAAAAUACCAGAUGUAUCAAAAUAUAUAGAAACUUAUUUUGAAAUGUAGCCAUGAUGAGCAUUAUUAUUAUUAACAAAAAGGAGAUCAUAAUUCUCUUUUUUUUUUAAAGAAUUUUUACCUUCUUGUGUAGAAGCUAGAACUCAGGGUUAUGUGCAAUAAUGUAAAACCCUCUAUAGAUCUCAGUGCCAGGAGAGUAAGCUAGUAAAUUACUCAAUUACCUUAGUUCUCACAAUAAAACGAAUAAACUUCAAAUAGGCAGUAAGAUCAAUAUGUGGGUCUUCCUGUGAUAUGCACAGACAAAUUUGCAUAGAUUUUUUUGUGAUAGAGGUUACAUAUCUGCCUCUUUCUGUCAACAAUGUACUGAAUUUCACACUGCGGAACUAUGUUGGCCAGAACAUUGUUUUCAUUCUGAAAAUCUGGAUGAAGACAUGGCACAAUUGUUUGAUUGUUUGUAAAUCCUAUUACAUGUAGUAAGUUUGUGCAGCAUAUCUUUAUUUAUUCUCAAAAACAAUUACAUUAGAAAUUUCCUAUUAUGAAUGUUGACAAUAAACACAGUAAAAAUGUAAGGU